UCCGCCACGGAUAUUUCCUGCUCGACAACGAAAAAGGGAGACGUACGGGGCCGUCCGGCAGACGACCACGAUAGUAUUUCCCGUAUCUUGUGACUUCAAGUUAUCAUAUCCUCGACUUAAUUCGUCACGAUCUGAGCGACCGACGUGGGACUUCCGACCAAGCCAGCCGAUCGCCGACGCUCUAAAUUAACGUGCGUCAAAAAGUAGGAUGAAUUUGGAAGAAUAUCGCAGACAUGGCAAAGAAAUGGUGGAUUACAUCGCCGAUUACCUGGGCAACAUCCGUUCUCGGCGCGUGUAUCCAGCGGUCUCGCCGGGAUACCUGAGGAACGUCCUACCGUCGUCAGCGCCGGUGGACGGCGAGCCUUGGGAGGAUAUAUUUGCCGACAUCGAGAAGUGCAUCAUGCCGGGUGUGACGCAUUGGCAGAGUCCGCACAUGCACGCCUACUUUCCAGCUUUGAAUUCACCCGCCAGUCUGUUGGGCGACAUGUUGGCUGACGCCAUAAACUGUCUGGGUUUUACGUGGGCUUCCAGUCCGGCGUGCACCGAAUUGGAGACGAUCGUUAUGAAUUGGCUGGGCAAAAUGAUCGGUCUAACCGAGGAUUUCUUACAUCGACCGGGUGGCUCCGGCGGCGGCGGCGUUAUUCAAACAACGGCAUCGGAAGCCACGCUGGUGUGUUUGCUCGCGGCCAGGACCAGAGCGAUCAGGGAUGUGCAAGAGAACGAUCCGGAGCGUAUGGCGACCGAGAUCAACUCGCGACUCGUCGCUUACUGCUCGGAUCAGGCACAUUCAAGUGUGGAGAAGGCUGGACUCAUAGGACUAGUCCGAAUGCGAUAUAUCGAAUCAGACAAUGAGCUAAGCAUGAGAGGCGACGCUUUACUCGAGGCAAUAACGCACGACCAAGCAGAGGGCCUGCUUCCUUUCUUCGUAUGCGUAACGCUAGGAACCACCGGUGCGUGCUCCUUCGAUAAUCUCAAAGAAAUUGGGCCGAUAUGUCAACAGAACGGUUUAUGGCUGCACAUCGACGCGGCGUAUGCGGGCAGCGCGUUCGUAUGCCCUGAAUUUCGCGGUUGGCUUCAAGGAGUGGAGCUCGCCGACUCUAUCGCCUUCAACCCCAGCAAAUGGCUCAUGGUCCAUUUUGAUUGCACAGCUAUGUGGGUGAAAAAUAGCCAAGCGCUACAUAGGACCUUUAAUGUAGAUCCGCUAUAUUUGAAGCAUGAAAAUUCAGGUCUCGCAAUCGAUUAUAUGCACUGGCAAAUUCCCUUGUCUAAGAGAUUCAGGGCGCUGAAACUGUGGUUCGUCAUCAGGAAUUACGGAAUUAUUGGCUUGCAAAAACAUAUACGUGAGGGUGUGAGGCUAGCGCAAAAAUUCGAGGCACUGGUUUUAGCCGAUACACGCUUUGAAAUUCCUGCAACGAGGCACCUCGGCAUGGUAGUUUUCCGUCUUCGGGGCGAGAAUACUUUGACGGAGCGUUUACUAAAGAAGCUUAAUUCACGAGGUCGGCUUCAUUGCGUGCCAGCCGCUCUGCAUGGAAAAUACGUCAUAAGAUUCACGGUUACUUCGACAAAUACGACAAACGAAGAUAUUCUGAGGGAUUGGGCAGAAAUACGAAAUACCGCGAGUGACAUCUUAGGUGAUAGUUCUGGAUCACCUGUACGACCGAGAGUUCCUCUCGCAGAUACGCGGCAGAAGAAUGAAAAUUUCGGAUCGAGCUUGCUACUGGCAAAUUCACCGAUGUCACCGAAAAUAGUGAACGGCAGUUUCGCUGCUAUAUACGACGCAGCCGAAGUAUUUGAGGAAUGCAUGAAAACUUUUGGGAAAAUUCAUCUCGAAGCGAGAGAUAGUCCGGCUAUGCGUCGUCGCAUUCGCGGUAUAUUGAUGUCAGGCAAGCAAUUCUCUUUAGAUUCUCGUAUGGAUCUUGUUCAGGGGUAUGUUUGUAGCCGUCCACUCUCGGAUCCUCCCUCCGAGUUACCGUUAAUGAAAGAAGAUGAAGAUUACAUCGGGACGUGUGGGUCAACGUCCGAUAUUGAUAAAACGGAUGAAUUCGAUAACGACGAAUCGUUUGCUCAUGAGAACUUGGAGGAUUCCGAUAACUCCGAAGCUAUCAAGAGGAAGCCACCUAUUUCGAAGACCGGCUCUAGUUACGCGGUGCUGAACGGAUCGAUUGUCAAUAUAGAUGCGGAAGACAACGACGACAACGCAAUAGCCAUCGCUUCUGCCGACAUAGGCAUUCCUAGAAGCGAGACUAUAGCCGCUAUCGGUCAUCGGCCUUACACGGGCGAUCUGGAUCCCGCUCGGGUUUCAAGAGAGAAUUCGAUCAAACGUAGGGAGAACGAAGAGGACGACGGUAAAGAGGAGUUCUGCCAAAAGUGCGGUCACUACUCUAAACGCCAGUAAAAAUUGAUUCGCACGCGUCACGUGUACACUCUUCAUACGUUGACGACCGUACUCGAUUGAUUGCCAUUUUCAUGCUCUCGAGAAUCCGAUGAUUCGAGAUCGUUUUCGCGAUUAGACGUUGAUUCGCAUAUUAAUCAUAAUAAUAAACGCGCAUGCUUCGUUACGUUGCCUCGCCUUGAACGAAUUCUCAGAGAGAGAGAGAGAGAAAGAGAGAGAAAUCGUGAAAAAUCAGGGAUCGUAAAGGAAAGAAGAAUUUUCUCCUUAGUAGGAAUUUUUGAAAGGACCUCAAAGAACUUCUGAGACGUCUCUUUCAAUUUUGAUCGACUGAUGGAACGUUCGUAAAUGAAAAGACGUGAAGUUGACGAAAAGAUCGGGUAUAAGUAGAUGCGUAUAUUUUUAUUAUGUUGAUAAUGUUAAUUUACGGUAUAUAAUUAUAAACUUCUUGUUCAUAAAAUUACUAUAUGCAUAUGUAGUUAUAGAAAUUAGAACGUUGACUUUUAGCGCGAAUAUCCUAAGAAAAUGUGUAAAGAGCGAUACUUGAAAAAGUAACCGAUACAUUCGUAAAUUCUUUCGUUCACGAUAUUCGCGCGAUCUCUGUUAUUCGUUGGAAAGAUUGUAGUGAUUGCCAUGACGGAGGCGUAGAAUGCAACAUUUGCAGCAACCGUAUGAAAUUAAAUAAAUGCACAAUAUGACAAAAUA
This is a messenger RNA of Dinoponera quadriceps, 3094 nucleotides long. RefSeq names its product histidine decarboxylase (gene Hdc). Gene Ontology annotation, biological process: L-histidine catabolic process; histamine biosynthetic process. NCBI's taxonomy places the organism in Eukaryota, Metazoa, Arthropoda, Insecta, Hymenoptera, Formicidae. The coding region runs from base 209 to 2395 and encodes 728 amino acids. The record is from RefSeq and is a predicted model, not a curated record. The transcript has 16 exons. Gene Ontology annotation, molecular function: pyridoxal phosphate binding; histidine decarboxylase activity.